AUGAACGGAGAGUCGUUCGAACACCGCGAUCGGCGGAUCCGAGAGCUAUGGAACAACCUAGAUACCCGCAACGAGGGGCAACUCGACCUGCUCGCCCUUAAGAAAGGCCUUCGCAAGAUCGAUCACCCACUCAAGAACGCCGACGAUCUCCUCCACGAUGUCCUCGAGGCGGUCGAUACCUCAGGUGAUGGUCGGAUCCAGUUCAACGAGUUCAGGGUGUUUGUGGAACAUGCAGAAAAUGAACUAUGGCAGCUGUUCGAGUCAAUAGAUCGAGACCACAGCGGUGCCCUCGACAAGGCCGAGCUCCGCGCCGCUUUCAGCAGGGCCGGUCUGACAAUAAGCAAUGCAAAGUUGGAUCAGUUCUUCGAUGAAGUGGACACGAACCAUGAUGGACAGAUAUCCUUCGAGGAGUGGAGGAACUUCCUCCUUUUCUUGCCUGCGGGCGCAGCCAACAUCGGCGCUUUGAUCACAUAUUACUCGGCGACGGCAAAUGUAAAUCAAGAAGGGGAUGUUCACAUCAACGACACCCUUCAAGGCUUCGACUAUAUUAUUCCGCUAGGCUAUUUCAUAGCAGGCGGCCUAGCAGGAAUGAUCUCGCGCACGGCGACGGCGCCACUCGAUCGACUGAAAGUCUAUCUCAUCGCACAGACCAAUCCCAAGCAGGCAGCCGUCGCUGCAGCGAAAGAAGGGGCACCACUUCAAGCCGUGAAGAACUUCGGCCGGCCACUGAUUGACGCAUGCAAAGAUUUAUGGGCAGCUGGCGGGAUGCGAAGCUUGUUUGCUGGGAACGGUCUCAACGUUGUCAAGGUCAUGCCCGAGUCGGCGAUCAAGUUUGGUGCCUACGAAGCGGCAAAGAAGGCCUUUGCCGAGUUUGAGGGAACAGACGCAAAACAUCUCCAUCCGACGUCACAAUUCCUCGCAGGCGGUAUCGGUGGUGCAGUGGCACAAUGUGUGGUCUACCCGUUGGACACGCUGAAAUUUCGCAUGCAAUGUGAGACAGUCGGAGGCGGCCUGCAUGGCAACGCUUUGAUCGUGCAAACAGCACGCAAGAUGUGGUCACAGGGGCGACUAGGACCGUACUAUCGAGGCUUGGGCAUGGGCCUAGCUGGAAUGUUUCCCUACAGCGCCAUCGACCUGUUCAUAUUCGAGUAUUGUAAGCAUUAUGUGCUUGCACGAAAGGCGAAGAAGAACCGGUGUCAUGAGGAAGAUGUGGACAUGAGCAAUUUCGCCACCGGAGUCAUUGGCGCAACCUCGGGCGCAAUCAGUGCGACGGCCGUCUAUCCCAUCAACCUGCUUCGAACAAGGUUGCAGGCUCAGGGCACAGUACUGCAUCCGCCGACUUACAAAGGCAUUGUUGAUGUUACGAUCAAGACCAUACAAGGCGAAGGAGUCAAAGGCUUGUUCAAGGGCGUCACACCAAAUCUUUUAAAGGUGGCUCCCGCAGUGAGCAUCAGUUACAUUGUCUACGAGAACAGCAAGCAUUUGAUGGGUCUUAACUGA
Molecule: messenger RNA, 1500 nt
Organism: Cladophialophora yegresii CBS 114405
Lineage: Eukaryota; Fungi; Ascomycota; Eurotiomycetes; Chaetothyriales; Herpotrichiellaceae
Exons: 4
Coding region: 1-1500 (499 amino acids)
Biological process (GO): transmembrane transport
Molecular function (GO): calcium ion binding; ATP transmembrane transporter activity
Source: RefSeq, a predicted model, not a curated record